CAGGCUCUUGACCCAUUAAAAAAAUAAGGGGCACAGGCACAGCGCAAUACUUGAAAUGGGUUGUGGCCUUCCGAGACUUGUGACCCUGUUAGUUAGGUAUCGUUCUGUCGCCGUUGGUUUUUGAUGAUUGAGUCAUGUCCGUUGCUUUCUUAGAGUUGGAGACGAAGACAAAUGGAGCUGCAAAUGAAGGUCGCGCAAGCUGUUCACGUGCUAAAUCACGAUAGCCAAUCGUGCAACCGUGUUGCUGCUAAUCAAUGGCUAGUACAGUUUCAGCAGACCGAUGCUGCUUGGGAAGUCGCCACGUCCAUCCUGACAUCCAAUUAUCAUCAGCAAUUUGUUUCUGACUUUGAAGUCGAAUUUUUUGCCGCUCAGAUUCUCAAGCGAAAGAUACAAAAUGAAGGAAGCUACUUGCAAAUGGGAGCAAAGGAUGCUCUGCUAAAUGCUCUUCUAUUGGCUGCUAAGAAAUUUUGUUUAGGCCCUCCACAGCUGUUGACUCAAAUUUGUCUUGCUCUCUCUGCGCUCAUGCUUCACGCUGUAGAGCAUGGCCAACCAAUUGAGAAGCUCUUUUGCAGUCUCCAAAGUUUGGAAAACCAUGAUGAAGGCACCAUUGCUGUCUUGGAAAUGCUGACAGUCCUUCCAGAAGUUGUGGAAGAUCAGAAUACUGAUCACAGAACUAGUUCGGCUCAGCGACGCGAGUAUGGUCGAGAGGAGCAGCUUCUCUCGCAUACUUCAGUGGUUCUUGAGUUCCUUCAUCGUCAGAGUGAUAAGAGUUUUGACAGUAGCAUUCAACUCCAGGGCAGGCACAGAAAAAUUUUGCGUUGUUUGUUAAGUUGGGUUCGAGCUGGUUGUUUCUCGGAGAUUCCCCCUAGCUCUUUGGCUGGACAUCCACUUCUGAGUUUCGUUUUCAACUCUUUACAGGUUUCGUCUUCAUUUGAUCUAGCCAUUGAAGUUCUGACUGAACUAGUGAGUCGACAUGAGUGUAUACCACAAGUUUUGUUAUGCAAAGUUGGAUUUCUUAGAGAUAUACUUCUUCUCCCAGCUCUUAACAGUGGAGACGAGACUGUGAUAAGUGGUCUUGCUUGUUUUUUGUCAGAAAUUGGUCAUGCUGCUCCUUCUUUGAUUGCUGAAGCAAGUCCUGAAGCAUUUGUACUGACUGAUGCACUCUUGAGUUGUGUUUCAUUUCCAAGUGAAGAUUGGGAGAUUGCAGACUCGACUUUGCAGUUCUGGUGCAGUCUUGCCAGCUUCAUCCUGGGCCUGGAUGUAGAUAGUGGAGAAAAUGCUAAGAGCGUCAAGGUCUUAUUUUUUCCUGUUUUCUCGGCGUUGUUGGAUGCUCUUCUGUUGCGUUCUCAGGUUAGCUUCUAUUUGCAUGCAUAUGUAGUGCAUAUUAUUUCUUUAUUCUGCUUAUAUUUAUUUCCAUCCCACAAAUUGCUCUAUUGGCCUCUCUUUUCAUUAACUAGCAUGUGGAUUUGUUGGAUUUUACAAUAAAGUUAUAUGGCAACU
This is a messenger RNA of Nicotiana tabacum (common tobacco), 1500 nucleotides long. NCBI's taxonomy places the organism in Eukaryota, Viridiplantae, Streptophyta, Magnoliopsida, Solanales, Solanaceae. The record is from RefSeq and is a predicted model, not a curated record.